Messenger RNA from Didymodactylos carnosus, 348 nucleotides. The record is from the annotation of a GenBank genome assembly. NCBI's taxonomy places the organism in Eukaryota, Metazoa, Rotifera, Eurotatoria, Philodinida, Philodinidae.
AUGGGAAUCAGUUGUGCUAACGCGAGAUCUGUACGGACCCCGACACGUAUGUACGCCGACAUAAUCAAAACUCUACCAGAAAGUGAAAUGUCAUUACCAGUCGUACAAAUUUCAUCCAUAAGUGAAAAAUUUAUGUCCGGUGAAUCAAUGGCUGAUGAAACGAAAUAUUUAUCAACACCAAUUUUUACAUCGGAUGAUUUAUUAUCUGAUAAACCACAACAAUUUUGUGAAGAUUUAUAUAAAAAAUUAAAAAAUUUACAUUCUGAAUUAUUAUUAUUAGAAGAUAAAGAGAAUGAUGAUAUUGAACAAGAACAACAAUUAUUAGAUCAAUUUCCAUUAUUUAUUCUU